Lagenorhynchus albirostris (white-beaked dolphin) is the source of this 1663-nucleotide messenger RNA. RefSeq names its product tetratricopeptide repeat domain 29 (gene TTC29). Gene Ontology annotation, molecular function: protein binding. The transcript is spliced from 13 exons. Lineage: Eukaryota; Metazoa; Chordata; Mammalia; Artiodactyla; Delphinidae. The record is from RefSeq and is a predicted model, not a curated record. Bases 170 to 1594 code for a protein of 474 amino acids.
AAACUACCGCGGGAGGAGAGGGCAGCGCCGGCGCCCAGCACCAGCUACCGGUCGGGGACACACUUAGGCGGAACGGAAAACCAGAGCUGUUCACCAGGGCCAGUCCCUCGAGGCUGAAGUCUGUAAGCCUGGAGAGGCCUUCAGCAGUAAUCUCCACAUGUAAUCCAAAAUGACCACCCUGCCCCCACUGUGCAUGACACGCCCAAAGCUUACGGCCUUAGCCAGACAGAAGCUGCCAUGUUCCCCCAGAACAAUUCCAAGGUCUCAAUUGAUCAAAGAAAAAGACGACAUAGAUCAUUAUCUGGAGGUGAAUUUCAAAGGAUUGUCAAAAGAGGAGGUUGCUGCUUACCGGAACUCAUACAAGAAGAACAUCUGUGUGGACAUGCUGCGAGAUGGUUAUCAUAAGUCUUUUACUGAGCUCUUUGCUCUGAUGGAGAAGUGGGAUGCCCUGAGAGAGGCUGCAAAAGUUAGGUCCCUCUUCUGGCUGCAGAGACCCCUGGAAGAGCAGCCUGACAAGCUGGAUCACUUCUACUACUACCUGACCAGGGCCGAAGCAGCUGAAAGGAAAGAAUACUUUGAAGAGGUCUAUAAUAACUUGUAUGCUCUGGCCUGUUACUUCAAUAAUUCUGAAGACAAGUGGGUAAGGAACCACUUCUAUGAACGAUGUUUUCAGAUUGCUCAACUCAUCAAAAUUGACGGUGGGAAGAAGGAAGCCGAGGCGCACGCACACAUGGGGCUGCUCUUCGAGGAGGAUGGUCAGCUUCUGGAAGCUGCGGAGCAUUAUGAGGCCUUCCAUCAAUUGACGCAGGGACGGAUAUGGAAGGAUGAGACAGGCCGCGUUCUCAACUUGUUGGCCUGUGAGAGUCUCCUGAGGACUUACAGAUUACUCUCAGACAAAAUGCUGGAAAAUAAAGAAUACAAACAGGCCAUCAGAAUUCUUAUAAAAGCUUCUGAAAUAGCCAAAGAAGGAAAUGACAAAAAGAUGGAAGAAGAAGCUUCCUAUUACUUGGGCUUAGCGCACUUGGCUGCUGGAGAGUAUGAAACAGCAUUAGCAGUCCUUAACACUUAUGCUAAAAUCUCUACAGACCUGGAUGAUGAUCUCAGCCUGGGGAGAGCCUAUGAAGCAACAGCCAAGGUCCUGCAGAGCCAAGGACAGAUGGCAGAAGCAGUGAAAUACUUGAAAAAAGUUGUGAAAAUUGCAAGAAAAAAUUUUCAAAGCCUAGAUUUUGUGAGAGCAAGUACAAUGCUUGGAGACAUCUACAACGAAAAAGGAUACUACAACAAAGCUUCUGAAUACUUUCAGCAAGCUUUUGACACAACAGCAGAGUUAACGAACAUACCUCUGAUGGAUGAGACAAAAGUUCAUUAUGGAAUAGCAAAAGCUCAUCAGAUGAUGCUGACCAUUAAUAGUAAUAUAGAAUCUGCAGAUCUCACCAGCCUUGACUACCUGCUGUCAUGGAAGGAGAAUAGAAGUGAUGUUGCACCUGAUCCGACUAUUGGAGAGUCUAGAAGAUCCACAAUGGAAAGUUUAUAUCAAACCUCAGAGUUUUCAGAAGAGGACCUCAGUGGAUUUGCAGAUAAUCAAAAAAAUUAGACUUAAACCAACUUUUGACUCAACAAUAAAUCAGGAAGUAAUUUAUCAUGUCACUUCAGUCUUCAAUAC